Messenger RNA from Phalacrocorax carbo (great cormorant), 4826 nucleotides. The record is from RefSeq and is a predicted model, not a curated record. NCBI's taxonomy places the organism in Eukaryota, Metazoa, Chordata, Aves, Suliformes, Phalacrocoracidae.
AUACGGCGGCCGGGGGCGCCUCUCCGUCCGCCUCUUCCCGGCGGGGAGCGGGGCGCCGCGGAUGCCCCCCGCCACGCCUCCCGCCCGCCGGGGCGAGGGGGAGACGCGGGUUUCGUAACCGCCUGCCCUGCCCGGCCCCGCCGCCGCCGGAGCAGGGCUCUGCCGCCGCCGCCGCCGCCGCUCCGCCGCCCGGCUCCGCUCCGCUCCGCUCCGCUCCCCCCGCGGGGAGGUGAAGGCAGGCGCGAUGCGAGGUCCAGGUACUGAAAGGUUCAGGUCGGAGGUUCUCCUGUGCUCUCCCUAGCCACCACCUCAUGCUGCCCUGAGGAGAAGCAGCGGUGGGAAGAUGGGCGCUGCCCCUUGGCUGUGAGGCACCAAGGUGAAGCUCCUUGCGAGGCCCGCCCUGCCUCCCUGCCCUGGCCGCCAUGGAGACCUUGUCCCAGGACUCUCUGCUGGAAUGCCAGAUUUGCUUCAACUACUACAGCCCCCGCCGGCGGCCCAAGCUCCUGGACUGCAAGCACACUUGCUGCUCGGUGUGCCUGCAGCAGAUGAGGACCAGCCAGAAGGACCUGCGGUGCCCCUGGUGCCGCGGGAUCACCAAGCUCCCGCCGGGGUACUCUGUGUCGCAGCUGCCUGAUGACCCCGAGGUGAUUGCCGUCAUUGCAAUCCCCCACACCUCAGAGCACACCCCUGUCUUCAUCAAACUCCCCAGCAAUGGGUGCUACAUGCUGCCCUUGCCCCUCUCCAAGGAGAGGGCACUGCUGCCAGGAGACAUUGGCUGCCGCCUCCUGCCCAGCAGCCAGCAGAAGUCCCUGGCGGUGGUGACGAUCCCAGCAGAGCAGCAGCCGCUGCAGGGCAGCCUUCCUGCUGAGGGGGGACCAGAGGAGCCGGACCGGAGAGGCGUUGUGAAAAGCUCCACCUGGUCAGGGGUUUGCACUGUGAUCCUGGUGGCCUGCGUCCUGGUCUUUCUCCUGGGCAUCGUCCUCCACAACAUGUCAUGCAUUUCCAAGCGCUUCACGGUGAUCUCCUGUGGUUGAGGCAGGGAGGGGGUGCGCUCUCCCAGGGGUUGGUUGUUGGUGGUGGUCCGAUCGAGCAAGACAAUUCACCGCAGCUUUGCCCAGUGACUGCAGAACGCUGUGCACCGGGGCAGCGGUGCGCUGGCCCAGCCGUGGCCCUGGCAGUGCAGCGUCAGGCCUCUUGGCAGCGUGCGGAGAAAAUUACAUCCCAUGUCUGGUGGCAACGGCACUGAGGAGGACUGCAUGCGUCACCGUAAUCGUUUAUCAAAGGGACUGCAACUUACAGUGAUUUUUUUUUUAAUCGUGUUAUGAGAUUAAAGACAUCUAUGUAGCUGGUUAUACUGUAAAGUAUAUGGUAUGAGCUCUUCUCUAAACACAGUAGAUUAAAAUCAAAACUGCUCCACGUAGAAUUAACAGAGAAUUGGCGCGUGACUCUGUACAAGGUGUUCAACACCAGUCCACACAUGCGUUAUUUCUUAAUGGGGGAGGGAGGGAGACUAGUAAAACCAAGAAAUCAUUUAGCUGGUAAGGCGUUUUAUAUGUUUUAAACUGCACAGUAAUUAAACCAAGUUAGGAAGUUGUACAACAGUUUUUAAAAGGAAGAGUUUACAAGCAAUCGUUCUGUUCCAUGGUGUGUGUUUUUUGCCUUUCUGUUUUUCCUCAUUUUUUUUCAGCUACAGGGAAGUGGCAUUUCCAGCAUCUUUUAUUUGAAGGAGCUUCUGAGCCAGGAAGCAGAGUGGGCUAGGAGGAAUACCUAAAAAUGCAGCCAAAACACUUCUGCCUAACUGGCUUCACACAAAGGAUGGCUUUGAACAGUAAAUACUGGACACACUGUUUUACCUCCGAUCUGGCAGCAGGGCUUCCCAACGACCUGGCCUUCAUAGCCAUUAGUGAAGAAAUGGGUCAUGAGAAGUCCUAGGACUCAUUCCUGCAACGACAUGAUAGAAAAUCGUUGUUCUUUUUCUUUUUCUAGAGGUGGGGUUUUCUUAAUUGUUUUUAAAGACUUUAGAACUAUUUUGCCUCCCUCUUUCUUAGGAGAUGCAACUGUGCACCCAUGGAUGGUGUAACACAGAAGUUGCUCUGAGGAAGCCUCACCAUCCUGACUGAGACCAAGGACCCUUAGUGCAAUCAUCUAGUAAGAGGCAGUGACAUAGCUGGGACAAGAACCCAGGCCAACGUAACGCUCUACUGGGUGGGCUACCCCUCCUAAACCACAGUGGCUGUCCUGGUGUCAAAAUGUCUGGGUGAGCAUAGUGGAGCCUUUUCAGUCUUACAAAUGUUGGCGUUUAUAAGGACAGAUUUGAAAAAAGCACAGGAAGUGUCUCCCUCCACCUGUGAGUAUCAUGAAAUCCCAGUCCUCUGCAGUUCACUUCUUGGAAAGAGCCAAAUUCCUGAACCUUCAGUGCAGUAGCACCUUGCUCUGUGCAGUCCUGCUAGCUUUAGUAGUACUGCUUGUAAGUAAAAUAGAGCUCAGUGUGAAUUUGGGUAUUUGGCAAGGCUGAAAGCAGAAAUUUGUUUGAGAUUUAGGGAUCGGAUCAAGUGGCACAUGACAGACCUUUAAUGACAGAAAAAGCUAUUGAUUUGCAUUGGUUCUUUCUGCAAGUACAAAGCCUAACUUCCCUGAAGUGUGACCUCUUGUCAUCUACCUACUGCUCUUUCUAGUAAUUCAUAAGAGGAAAGGCUCAAUGCCAUAACACCAGAGAAUGUAAUUUUGACUAUGCAGUGCCCAAGGUGGCUCUGUAGAAGUCAGUGGUUUUCUGGUUAUGUCACAGAAUCCAGUUGCUGGUUCACAAUAAACAUUCUCAGCUAGGACCUUCUGUCAGGAGCAUAGCUCUAACUUCGUGCUGGUUUUAUUCCCCUCCAUGUUUCCAAACCGUGAUUUCUUCCAUGAUUCCUGUUAACUGAAGAAUAGCUUAUACGGUGCUUAGUAGUUCUGGCGUGUGUUGGGUCAUGUAUGGAAAGGAACCAUUGUGCUGAUUUUUAUCUACUGUCAUAUGUAUGCAUAGCACAGGAAAAGAAAAAAAUCCUCAGAUAACACAUUCAAUGCCUUUUUUUGUGCAAGGCCCACGCGCAGUACGCCUUGAACCGACCGGGCUUACAAGUAUUGUAAUUACAUGGACACCUCUCCGCAGCAUGUUUAAUUUAGUUGCAGUAGGGAGCAGCAGGAAUUGCAAAAUGUGUCUUGUGAACUUGCUAGUCUCUCGUUGCCGGUAGGUAGCCAGAUUUCUACUGACAUCCACACUACGCUGCUUAUUGUGUAAAGGAAAGCCAGUUCACAGAAAAAUCUUGCCUUUAUAACACUCUUGAGGAAGUGACCAGAUACGGGACUUGACCCUCUUCUGCCUUAUCCCCUGUAGCAAUUGCUGGGUGUACCAGGAGUGUGUGGCAUAGCUGGAAGACGCUCUUGAGGACAGCGCUGUUGCAUUUUCCACCAACUUCUGCAUUUGUUUAUCCCAGUUGUCAAUGACUGCGCAAAACUGCUAGGCAGUCAAAGAGCAGGUCCUGGAGAUACCUCCUUCUGGCUGUACCUGCCCGACUGAAGCUCUUGAGGCCGAGGUUUCUCUGGUGUUGCAGAGAAUGGCUGUCUUGAAAACGGCCCCUCUUCGUCCCUACGUGGAGGGUACAGUAUGAAAGCGAAAUCAGAAAUUAGGUUAAAAUACCACACUGCGUAACACAUUAUGCAACAAGCAGACCUGGAGUUUAUCCGGUAUUAAUGCCCUAAGUAUUAUAUUAGCAGAAUACCACCCUGUAUUAUGUGAUGCAGUACAUUGUUUUGUUAAUAUGAAUUUCCUGUACUUUUCGUGCCUGCUGAAAUGCAUGUUUGACCUAAUUUCUGAUCCAGACAUUUGCCUGCUCACAGCCUUGUGUAAGAGCAAUAAGUAAAACCUCAAGAUUUUUGUCUGCGUGCGCACGUGCAUGCGUGCGGUGUGCCCGUUCAUUCCUUUUUAUAAAUAGGAGUUCUGGAGGUGUUUUUGUUCUGGCUUUAGACUGUGGCUAUCAUUUUAAAUUUGCAGCUGCCACAUCAUGUUGGAUCACCUAGCUUUUCUGCUGACUUGUGUAGAAGUGAACUAAAUAGUUUGUUGUAAUGUACGGUGUUAAAAUGUUUCUCAAGUAUGUCGAUAGUCAUACUCAUUUAAAAAUGCAGUGCAGUCUGUCCCAUUCCUUGGUCCAAUACCUGGCAUUAAAAAGUGAUACUGCUAUAUACACCUCUACCUUUUUUUUUUUUAUUACUGUUUUUUAAAACAGCCGUGUCUUUAUAAUUUUUCACUGUGGAGAAACACAUUUGGACUGGUGUCAAAAUCAUCAGGUUUGGGCUAGUUUUUCUUCUCUGGUGUCCAGUAAGAAAUCACUGCCCAGUUCCAUCAAAAAAAGGAAGGAAACUUAGUGCUACUCCAGUACUGUUUGAGCAACCAAAAUUUAUGCCAAAACUCAAGCACCUGCAUUUUUAGAGCAAAUUACUCUGUAUGAAUGUGUAUUUAUUUACUUGUUUAAUGGGAAGGAUGUGUGUGUUGGGGUCCAGCUCUGGGGUUUUUUUUUGUGGAGGGUCUGAACUUCCAUUUUUGGCUUGUGCUUUCUUGGCAAACAGACUUUAGGGUUCACUCUGUGAAAUUUUAUUUAGUGAAUUUUAAAAAUUCAAAAUAUGCAAUUUUGGUAUGUGGGAUUUUUUUAGGAAAUUGUGUGUUCAGUGAUUGUUCAUGCUUAACCAAGAUGUAAAGGAGCCUGGAUGUUUUGUAAACAUGGAGCAAUCAUGAGUCCAAAGUUUCAUCUUUAUUAAUGAAGCUCAGUCUGAAUAAAACGUUAGCAGGAAAAGAA